This is a messenger RNA of Ilyonectria robusta, 1543 nucleotides long. RefSeq lists its product as uncharacterized. The record is from RefSeq and is a predicted model, not a curated record. The transcript has a single exon. Lineage: Eukaryota; Fungi; Ascomycota; Sordariomycetes; Hypocreales; Nectriaceae. The coding region runs from base 73 to 1335 and encodes 420 amino acids. Gene Ontology annotation, molecular function: DNA-binding transcription activator activity, RNA polymerase II-specific; zinc ion binding. Gene Ontology annotation, biological process: regulation of transcription by RNA polymerase II.
CAACAUCCCGCCAUUCCGGAUUUCCAUUCACACACGCCGACUUCCACGGCGUCCAGCAACAACCAACCAGCCAUGGAUACGUCCGUCAAGCCCCGCCGCUCGCACCGGAAGUCUCGCAACGGCUGCUGCGUGUGCAAGAGCCGGCAUAUGAAGUGCGAUGAAACUCGCCCGGCCUGCCUCAAUUGCUCCGUCGGUGGCCGCCAGUGCGAGUACAAGCUUAAUCCUCCAUCGAGAUCAAAGUCGCCAAAGUCGAACGCCUUACCUGCUCCCAGUCCAGCUAGCUGUACUUCUAUCCCAUCAUCUGCCGCCACACCGUUAUCCACACAUUCCCAUGGCCAACCACCCGUGGAGGCCAUCGACCAGGGACACACCCUUGUCCCUGAGAGCGCAAGCCUCUUCACUCUUGAGCACUUGGCUCUCUUCCAUCACGCGCAGAAUCACAUGUCCUCCGCCAUGAUGACCGGUCCCUCUGCAGACCCCGUCCUCCCGACAGUCAUCGAAUAUGCACUGAAAGCCCCAUAUCUGAUGAAUGAAGCACUCGCUAUCGCAGCUCUGCACUUGGGCGAUUGUCACCCAGGGCGAUCAGACUACUACCAACAUGCCGCAGCCUUGCAGAUGCGUGCCCUGUCAUCGUUCAAUGAGGCCAAGCAAGAAGUGUCGGACAUCACUUGCGUUCCCAUGUUCCUGUUCGCAUCUUUGCUCGGACUCCACGUGCUUCACGACACCCUCCGGAACCGACCCGACAAUUUUAGCAUUUUCCUCGAUGAGUUUAUGGGUUACCUUUCCCUUCAUCGUGGUGUGAGCGCUGUGACAAACCAGUCGUGGAGUGCGAUCAAAGCGUCAAAACUGGCCCCGAAACUCACAGAAAUCGAAAACGCCUUCAAAGUCGAAAAUGAGGAAGGUGUCAAAGAAUUAGGGGUCCUCUACGCAAUGGUUGACGAGUCGCAUUUGAAUGAUUCGUCAGUCGAAACAUAUCACGCCGCCAUAGAGACAUUGCGAGGCACUUUCAAUCUAUAUCAAAAAUUCAAAGUAAAGGGUAGUCAACAGCAUGAUGGUCCACUUGCAUUUGGCAUCGCCGUCAACGAGAAAUAUGUCGACUUUCUCAAACAACGGCGACCCGAGGCACUAGUAAUCCUAGCAUUUUACGCGGUGAUGCUCCAUUGGAGCCGGGACUUUUGGGUAUUCAGGGACGGGGGACAGUAUUUGAUUCGGGCCAUUACUGGCUAUCUUGGAUCCCACUGGGAGCGUUGGCUGGCGUGGCCGAAUUCAGUCCUGGACUGCGGAACUCCCCCACACGACCCGCGGAUGGACAUUGACUAUAAUGAAGGGGGUUAAGUUGUUGCCUUUAAUUUAAUAUUACAAACUCAUAAGUAAAAGAAAAGUCUCUAUUUUGGAGGCGUCCAGCUAUGCCUCGGCCAGCAUGCACAUCCCGGCGCCAAACCCCUCGGUCCAUUAAAUCGGAAUAGCCCCUCUCGCCUUCAGCUCACUGGGGAACCUCCAAGCAAACAGUACGGCGACAGCGAACAUCAAGAGCGAAUCAAAG